ACAAAUCCAUUUCCCUGGACUUUCGAUUUUAGGGUUAGGUUUAGGGUUUUUGGACUUGAAAGCCAUGUCGACGUCCACCAAAACGGCACCGUCUCAGACACCCCAGCAGAGCAAUGCCAAGCCUGGUCUCAGGAAGCCCGUGUUCACCAAGGUCGAGUUGCUCAAGCCGGAGACCAGCGGCCACACGCUCGUCGCCAAGGUCCUGAGCUCGAACCCUGUGCUGCAGAAGGGCCGAUCGGUGUCGCAGCACCUUCGCCAGACUCGAAUCUCUGAGUGCUUGAUUGGGGACGAGACUGGAACCAUUCUCUUCACUGCCAGGAACGAUCAAGUUGACUUGAUGAAGCUUGGUGCAACUGUAAUUCUCCGCAAUGCAAGGAUUGACAUGUUCAAGGGAUCGAUGAGGCUAGCAGUUGAUAAAUGGGGACGUAUUGAGGUCACUGAACCUGCAAACUUUGUAGUCAAGGAGGAUAACAAUCUCUCUUUAGUGGAAUAUGAGCUGGUGAAUGUUCAGGAGGAAGGAGGGGCGCCGCUUGGCAAUUAGUAUAUUGUGAGUGAAGAAUCAAAAUUCAUAAAGCGUCGAUGGUUGGUUUUGGUUUUAUUUCCAUAGUAAUCUGCUGUUGGUGCUACUUGCUUAUAUCGUAUUGAUGGAAGUUUAGUUUGGGAAUGGCUCGAAGAUGUUUUUCGUGAAAAAAAGACUUGGUGACGCUUUAAUAUAAUAUUAUUAUCAUGACCUGACCCUAGGGUUUUGUUAGAUGUGGCAGGAACAGCUUUUGUUUUUAUGAAAGAUGAAAAUGUAAGAAAAUGUUCAUCACCAAGCAAGUGUUUCAAUGAUUUCUUCUCA
Molecule: messenger RNA, 841 nt
Organism: Pyrus x bretschneideri (Chinese white pear)
Lineage: Eukaryota; Viridiplantae; Streptophyta; Magnoliopsida; Rosales; Rosaceae
Exons: 2
Coding region: 65-541 (158 amino acids)
Source: RefSeq, a predicted model, not a curated record